UAGGCGUGCGCUUCUCCGCGGUCCAUUACGGGCGCUGGGCCGCUGCCGGUGUGGUGCUUCCCUCUGCAGUGGGCGCUUCCCUGUCCCAGGCAGGUGCCGGCAGAGGCUGGGGCGGGUCUCUAGGGCGAAAGGGGAAGAGAGGACAGCCUCACACCUCCGGCUGCAUUCGCCCUGCGCCUUCUCCCUGGGAAGAAGAGAAUCUCGCCCUGUCGCGGGUGGAGUUCCCCUGAGUGGCUGACAACCCACGGGGACACGCUGCCGGCCUCAAGGGAAGGGGAAGGAAGGAAGAUAUGAAGGAAAGAGACACCAAGGGCGGCUCUGAAGAAGAAAGGGACUUUGGCUGUUGCUCCUGACCCUUUUUGGUCGGAAAUUGCCCAUGAAUGGCCGCACCGGGGGCCUCGGAAGGAUGGACGAGAGAGCACAGGAGUGACCCUCGGUUUGCUGAGGCCCAGCAGCACAGAUCGCUGGACCUGAGGCUUGCGGCGCUGGGAUUUGGGGGCGCUGCCUCCUGAAUUCGCCUUGCUCAGCCCCAGAUCCUUGGGGUCCACCGUGGUCGGCGUUUCCUCUUUGCACGGGAGGCACUGGACUUUGAAAGGCAGCAAGGCUCUUUCCUCCCGAGGCAGACCACCGACUUCUUCAUCUCCUCCUUCUUCAUUUUCUCCUUCUUCGUCUCCUUCUCGUCCUUCUCCUUCUCUUUUCCUUCUCCUCCUCCUUCAUUUUCUCCUUCUUCAUCUCCUCCUCCUCCUUCUCCUUCUUCAUAUCCUUUCCCUUCAUCUCCUUCUCCUUCUUCAACUCUUUCUCCUCCUUCUCUCCUCCUCCUCCUCCUCCUCCUCCUCCUCCUCCUCCUUCUCCUCCUCCCGCCUUUGCCUCACAGCUGGCGAUGGAGGUCCCGGCGCCGGUGGGUUGCGCGGAGGUCCCUCUGCCCCCCGACUUGAAGGAGCUGGAGAGCAAAGUGGGGCAGAGGCCCCCAGAGGGGCUGCUGCGCUGGCUGCGGGAGGACCCCACGGCGCACCUGCUCCGGAGCAGCCCCGGCCGGGGGUUGCGCCACGGUUUGGGCGAGAAGAUCAAGGCUCUGAAGCUGGAGCUGGCCUGUCUCAGAGCAAUUGAUAUCAAGAUCCUGCAGCAACUAGUAGCAGUGAAUGAGGGCAUAGAGGCCGUGAAGUGGCUACUAGAGGAGAGAGGGAUGCUGACCAGCCGUUGCAGCAGUCUUACCAGCAGCCAGUACAGCUUAGUAGAGAGUCAAGAGACAUCUCGGCGUGGCAGUUGGAACAGCCUUCAGGAUCCUAAUGACAAGUUGGACAGUAUAUCUAUUGGCAGCUAUUUGGAUACCCUGGCUGAUGAUAUGGAUGAAUAUGGGCAAGGAACUUCCAUAGAACCAGUCAUGUCAUCCACUCCAGGCAGGCCACUGGCUAGACCUGAACUGGAAAGUUCAAAGGCUGAGCUAGACAGAACUCUUCCUGCCAAGAGGGACAAAGAACAAGAGAAAAACAAACCCUACCUUGAGAGGGUCCCUAGCUUGGUUAAAAGCCAAACUGAGCCAAAGAGACCCACCGUGCAAUCACCACCAAUGGCUAAUGGCCUUCUGAGUAGACAAGUCCCAGGACUGGAGCAGAGCACUGAGGCUAAAUUACCUUCAUCAGCUGCAGAGCAGUCAAGCAAAGGCAGCCCAGCAGGAAAAUUUUCUAGGAAUAGCAAAGCUGACUUAGAGAACUGCAUGAUCAAAAGCAGGAGGCACUUGGAGUAUGAUGCCCACUGGCAGUGGGUUCAGUCUCAAGAUGAUGUGACGUUCUUGUAGCAUCCAAGGCCAAGAGGUCUAGCUGAGAAUGGCAAGCUGAAGGCCUCAAGGCACUAGUUGUGAGCACUGUUGGCUGUAAGCUUAUAUGUUUCUUGCCAAAAAGGUUGCUUUUGAUGGGGAAUAAACUGGUGGACAGAUGAUAUAUAUAACACAGAGAUUGCAUCAGUUGUUUUUGACAUUAAUCCUCCACCCAACAACAGUCUUGUUUCAGAUGAAACUCCUAUUUUGAAGGAACUAUUGAUCUGCUGUCACUACAUUUGUCAGCCUUAUGCAAUUAGAUUAACUUCCAAAUGUUCUGUGGGUGCUGUGUGGUGAUCAUACACUGCACACCUACAUGAGAGUUGGACAUGUUUACCUUAAUAGCAGCUGAUCACAAUAACAGAGUCAUUAUUGUAAUCAGUGCUUUCAGGAGGAGAAUGUGUUUGUCUAUUCCUGUUCAUAUCACAUGUUUUCCAUGACUUUGGUUUGGAUGAAGGGUUACUUUUUCCCUUUUCACCAGUUCAGUUAUUAUUCAGGAUUUAUAUCCCUUUGCUUAAGAUUUCAGUCCUGGGUUUAAAGAAAGGGUGGAUUGCAAUUAAUCCAACAAUGAAAUCUACCAAUUCACUUGACUUCACUCACCAUGGAAAACAUAUUUUCAGUGGUAAGAAGGCCAGUUCCUAAUUUUGGAACUGAGGGCAGUUGGGUGAACGUGAAUGUAUGUAUGUGCAUAUGGUUAUCAUACUGGCCAGAAUCCUAUUGGUAUCUCAAGCAUGUGCAAAUUUCCCUAUGGAAAGUGGAAUUUUUAUACCACUGACAUGUUUAAGAAUGUACUAACCAAAAAGGACUGUAUCUUUUACUCAUGCCUUGCACUUCAUUAUCGAAUGAACACGAGAAUGAGAAUGUAGUUCUUUAAUUGUAACUUGGUCAUUCUGUGGUUUAUGGUAUAGAGCAGGGCUUCUUAAACUUUUCACUUGGCAGCCCUUUCUUCUCGAGAAAUGUUUAUGCAAACCCAGCUAUAUUAGUGUAUAAAAUAGGUAUAAAAGCCAAACAAUUACUGAUAACAAAUCAGAAUUUUUAUGAAGUACAGCUGAAGCAUUUUCUACAGAGUCCACUGUAAAUACUGUACAACAGAUUCAUGUAAAUGUCUAAAACAGCCAUUAGAUAACAUUCAGAAUCUUUUUUUUUCUGUUGCCAAAUUUUCCAAAACCUAACAUUGCAUUACGAUGGUGGUUCCCAACAUUUAGUCCUCCAGGUAUUUUGGACUUCAGCUCCUACAAUUCCUAACAGCUGGCUGGUAAGAUGGCUGAGAUUUCUGGAAGUUGAAGUCCAAAACACCUGGAGGACCAAAGGUUGGGGACCUCAUUUGAGAUCAGUGCUGACAGUUUAAGAAGCAGUUUUCUAGAGCAGAAAAUCACAUUUAAAUUAAGCUAUAAAGAAUUCUUUCAACUCAUCUGAGUUUUGGAAGGAGGAAUAACACACAUAAAUAAAACCCAGGAUUCUAGGAAAGGUGUUUUUAUAUGUAUAAUACAACCUCUUUAUUGGUAAACUCAAAAUACAUUCUUACAUUUACUCAUACUCUUAAAAAAACUUCCUGAAAGUAUUUGUGGACCUCUCUAAAUCCUCGAGUGCGAUUCUAUGGUAUGCUUCAACCCCAAAUAUAGUCAAAAUAUAGAGUUCCCUAUUGUCUGCAAUUUCAGGUAUCCACAGUGUGUGUGUGUAUGUGUGUUGAAACAUACAGGGCAGUACUGCCCAUAUAGACGGGCUGUUAAGAAACAUUUUGAUUUCAUGUGCUGGUCCAGGUGUCUGGAGACCAAACUGGAGAAUAUGUUAAUUGCCUGGCUGCAAUAAAUGUGGUCAGUUUUAGCAGUGAGCUGAGAAAUCAUGACUGCAGCAGACAGAAAGAGGGAGUUUUCCUUUCUUUUCAUGCUAUGGUUCUGAACCAUCCCAGCCCCAGCUAUUUCCUUCCUGGAGGAGGGAUGGUUUUUAUAUGAAUGUGGCACAUUCCUUGCAAAGCCUGACUUAACCCACCCUACCCUGCCACUGCUGCUGCUUGAUGAAUAGUAAUAAAAUUAUUAAAUUAAUCUUUAAAAUUAGUCAGGUUAAUUGCAAUUUCUGACACAUCCACGGUGGCCUUGUGUUUUCUUUUCCUGAAUGUUAUUUUUGUGGCCUGUUAUGGUUUGCCAUACUUUGUGACAUGAACAAUGUCAUUUACCUGAAGAAUGAUGUUCAAAAAGUGAUUUUUUUUUUGCAAUGGUGGCUGCACUCUUUGACUUGUGUCACUUUACAUUUCAGUGUUGUACCAGUCCGUGCAUCUUCUUUUAUCUAUGCUAACAUACUGGCAUGUGAAUUUUGGAGGGCAAACAGCUUGUUUGUAACAAUGGUGUGGGCCAGUAUGGCUCAUGCAAAGGGUAUGAGAUGUCACAAGCAAUAUUCUCUCUUGCUGAAUCCUAAUACACAGUCACAUUUCAACAAUAAAAUAAUGUUUUUUGCUUCUUUCAUUGAACAUUAAACUUCUUUGAAUCCAGGA
Molecule: messenger RNA, 4301 nt
Organism: Anolis sagrei ordinatus
Lineage: Eukaryota; Metazoa; Chordata; Lepidosauria; Squamata; Anolidae
Gene: LURAP1
Product: leucine rich adaptor protein 1
Biological process (GO): positive regulation of canonical NF-kappaB signal transduction; positive regulation of cytokine production
Source: RefSeq, a predicted model, not a curated record